CUGUUAACUUAACGAAGCGAACGAGUAGAGAGACAGAGAGAGAGAGAGAGAGAGAGAAUGAGUUACCUGCUGAAUACACUGACGAAGAAGCGAGAGGUGGAUUCCAUAAUCAAAGACACCAUCGACAAGGUUCUCGUCCUCCGAUUUGGCCGUGCUUCUGAUUCUGUUUGUCUCCUUCUUGACGACGUCCUAUCUAAAUCAGCACGCGAGGUUUCUAAGUUCGCAACCAUCGCACUUGUUGAUAUAGAUUCGGAGGACGUUCAAGUUUACGUCAAUUAUUUCGAUAUUACAUUGAUUCCUUCUACAAUUUUCUUCUUCAAUGCUCAUCACAUGAAGAUGGAUUCUGGGACUGCAGAUCACACUAAAUGGGUUGGCGCAUUUCACCAAAAGCAGGACUUCAUUGAUGUUGUGGAGGCAAUAUUUAGGGGAGCAAUGAAAGGGAAGCUGAUAGUGAAUUGUCCUUUGCCCCCAGAAAGAAUACCUAAAUAUCAGUUAUUAUAUAAGGAUGUCUGAGAGCCUUUUGGGCGUCAGCAUCAGGCAUUUGUUGCUUGAGCAAGUAGUUCUACGUAGGAGCCCCAUGGCCUUCCAAGGUAUUCUUGGCCUAAGGUAGAUUUUCUUUGGCCAUUUGAUUUAUAUGCAAGCAUUGCAUAAAUCCUUGGAGUUGGGUGUAGGUAUGAAGACUUUAAGGGGGACUUUAAUUCUCAAUUACGAGGUGAAUUUAUGCUUGCCAUUGUUAAGGAGCGGUCUCUUACAUAAAAUAAACCCGGAGUAUAUGGUACUUUAGGGUUAAUUUAACUGGGGAGUGUGUAAUCACCAGGGGAAAAAAAAGGCGUUGAAUUUAGUGGUGUGUUAUAACUUUGCAAGACUCAUCUCGGGGAAUACGGCUCAUUUUGUGUUAUAGGAUGCAGGGCAAGUGAAUUCUUUCAAUUGGUUUUCCACUCUUUUUUUAUUUUUAUUUUUUUAUUUUUUUUAUAUGUGUGUGUGUGUGUGUGUGUGUGUGUGUGUGUGUGUAUGUAUAUAUACAUAAACACUUUCAAUUUUGUGGUGGUGAUUCAUUGAGGUCUAUCAUGCAUGAUGCAAUUUAAUAUAAUUUGGGUUUAACUUUGAUUUUUGCCCCUGGCCUUGGUCAAGGUGAAGGUGAAGCUGGAAGGGGAUUCUCCAGCUUAUAAAGCCAGUGCAUAGAAAUAGAACAAUUUAAGCGCCCAACAAACCGUUGGGGCAUUAAUCAGAGGAUGUACCUAUUAAACGAUGCACUUGACCUGGAUAUUAGCUCUAACUGACAAGUUGUGUAAGAAUUAUACAUGAAUGAGAACUUUUAUGUUAA
Ziziphus jujuba (common jujube) is the source of this 1324-nucleotide messenger RNA. RefSeq lists its product as uncharacterized. The transcript has 5 exons. The record is from RefSeq and is a predicted model, not a curated record. Lineage: Eukaryota; Viridiplantae; Streptophyta; Magnoliopsida; Rosales; Rhamnaceae. Gene Ontology annotation, biological process: mRNA splicing, via spliceosome. Gene Ontology annotation, cellular component: spliceosomal complex; U5 snRNP; U4/U6 x U5 tri-snRNP complex. Bases 58 to 513 code for a protein of 151 amino acids.